Messenger RNA from Funneliformis geosporum, 1596 nucleotides. Lineage: Eukaryota; Fungi; Glomeromycota; Glomeromycetes; Glomerales; Glomeraceae. The record is from the annotation of a GenBank genome assembly.
AUGGAGUCGGUUUCUGAACAAGACAAAGGGUUAUACGAAGCUGCACCUAGUAAGAUCAUCCCCUCAAGACAAAUAUUUGUAAUUGAGUAUCCAGGUUAUGUAAAAAAUGUCGAUAAAGUUUUGCAAACUUUAGGUGGUGAAAAAGGUCUCAAAAAGGCCGUAAAUGAGAGUCUUAUGGAACUUCGUUUUAGACCUGAUGAUCCUUUUUGCCAUCCUAUUAAUGGAGAUGUUAUACCGACAUCGAAUCUUUUGCUUAAAGUAACUAGACGCAAGAAAAAACGUCAAAAUAAAGAUAUGAAUCGCGAGAAUGAUGAGCAAGCUAGCGUAAAGGAGGAUAUUAAAUUUGACAUUUUGGGAAUCAUAAGUAAAACUUGUCGUUUUCGAGGAAUGUCAGAUUAUCAAUGCAUCCCAAGCAUAAAGCAUCCUAUACUUGAAUAUAGAAAGGCACUCGAAUCUUUGGAUGUUGAUAAGAUAAUGGGUUUCGAAUCUAUUAUAAAUGAUAUAAAAGAAGAAAGCAAUUUGCCACCCCCUUCUUUUUCACGUGUAGAAUGUCCAAUGGAUUACGGGUAUCAACAAAAUACGGCUGUUGUCAAAGUGUUGGUUAAAAAGAACGAUGAUCAGCCUCCAUCUCUUAAACUUAUUAAUCGAAGUCGUAAGAAGAAAUUUAUAGCAAUAUCAAUUACAUAUGAGAUUGAUAAUAUCCUUUGGGAGCCGCCACCAGAAUCUCUCAAGAAUAUUGAAAGAAUACCUCAAGAAAGUAUAGAUCGAAUUCGUAAGUUAUUUGAAGAACGUCCAGUAUGGACGAGAUUCGCAUUGGAAAAUAAUUUACCUCCAAAUGAUAUAAGAAAUAUCAAAAGGCUGUUACCUUUGGUCGCGUAUUUGAUGUCAAACGGUCCAUGGCGUGAUUGUUGGAUGCGUUAUGGAUAUGACCCACGGUUAAAUAAAGAAGCAAGAUUCUAUCAGCUGCUGGACAUUAGAAGCUCUCGAAGACCUACAAAACUUGGGCGAGCGAAACGUUUGCUUCACGUACGUGAGGAAACCACAACGGAAAAUGGCAGCACAGAAAGUUACAACAUCAGUUCACGGACUUCGCAUAUCUUUGAUGGAACUUCAACGUGUCGAGAUGUUGCGGUUUUUCAAAUAUGUGACAUAACUUAUCCUUUGUUAAAAACCAUUAUUGAAUCACCUGAUUCUGUUCAAGACUUUUGUGAUGAACAUGAUGGUUUUUAUAAACGUAGUGAAUUAACAAAGAUAAGAAAGAUUAUGAGACGAAAGUUCAAGGCAUUAACUGAAGGUAAAGUAUUAAAUGACGAGAAUUUUGACGACUUAUUGAAUGCACGUGAUGAUGGAUCGGAAAAUGAUGAUGGUGGCGAAGACGGAGAAAUGAGUGAUAUUAGUGAAUCGAAAGACGAUCAAAUUAUAAGCAGGGUUGAUGAGUUAAUGCGUAAUUUGCAAACAAUGCAAGGACAAGAAGAUUUCGAACAAGGUGACGAGGGAAUGUUUUAUUCAUUUGAGGAUUUUGAUAAUUCAGAUACGUUUGAAGAGAAUGAAAGCGAUUAUAAUGAAGUUGAAGAGUAUGAUGAUUUUGAAGCUUAA